AUGGCUCCCUCCGCACGGGGGACCCUCACUUCUGUGAUCUUCCUCCUGAGCUGCUGGGCGCUCCCUGAUCCCCGGCAGCAGUUUCUGCAGGUCCUGGAGCCAGGGGACGUGACCUCUUUCUUUGGCCCCGACGCUGCCUUUGAAGGCCGCCCCGCUGCCCCUCGCCUCCGGAGACGGGCUGCCGGGGACGUCCUGAACCUGGAGCUGCUGGUGGCCGCGGGUCCCGACGUCCACCAGGCCCACGGGGAGGACACAGAGCGUUACGUGCUCACCAACCUCAACAUGGGGUCAGAGCUGCUGAGGGAUCCAUCCCUGGGGGCUCAGUUCCGAGUUCACCUGGUGAAGAUGGUCAUCCUCACCCAGCUUGAGGAUGCUCCGAAGAUCACAGCCAACAUCACCGCGUCACUGCUGAGCGUCUGUGAGUGGAGCAGGACGGUCAACCCCGAGGACGACACAGACCCUGCGCAUGCUGACCUGGUCCUGUACAUCACCAGGUUUGACCUGGAAUUGCCCGAUGGUAACCGGCAGGUUCGGGGGGUCACCCAGCUGGGGGGCGCCUGCUCCUCCUCCUGGAGCUGCCUUAUCACUGAGGAUACCGGCUUCGACCUGGGGCUCACCAUCGCCCACGAGAUUGGGCACAGCUUCGGCCUGGAGCACGACGGCGUGCCAGGCAGCGGCUGCGGGCCCAGCGGGCACGUGAUGGCCUCGGACGGCGCGGCGCCCGCCCUCGCCCUCGGGGGCCCGGCGUGGUCCCCCUGCAGCCGCCGGCAGCUGCUGAGUCUGCUCAGCGCAGGACGGGCGCGCUGCGUGUGGGACCCUCCGGGGCCGCGGUCCGGGCCUGCGGGGCGGCCUCUGGAGGCGCAGCCCGGCCUCUACUACGGCGCGGACGAGCAGUGUCGGAUCGCCUUCGGCCCUACGGCAGUCGCUUGCACCUUCCGCGGGGAGCACCUGGACAUGUGCCAGGCUCUCUCCUGCCACACAGACCCCCUGGACCCAAGCAGCUGUAGCCGCCUACUUAUUCCUCUCCUGGACGGGACAGAGUGUGGCGUGGGGAAGUGGUGCUCCAAGGGUCACUGCCGCUCGCUGGCAGAGCUGGCCCCCGUGGGGGUGGUGCACGGGCACUGGUCAGGCUGGGGGCCCGCCAGUCCUUGCUCCCGCUCCUGCGGAGGUGGCGUGGUCACCAGGAGGCGGCGGUGCAACAACCCCAGGCCUGCCUUUGGGGGGCGCGCGUGCUUAGGUUCUGACCUCCAGGCUGAGAUGUGCAACACUCAGGCCUGUGAGAAGACCCAGCUGGAGUUCAUGUCCGAGCAGUGCGCGCAGACUGACGGCGAGCCCUUGCGCCUCUCCCCGGGGGGCAGCGCCGCCUUCUACCGCUGGGGGGCCGCGGAGCAGUACAGCGAAGGGAACGCCUUGUGCAGGCACGUGUGCCGGGCCGUCGGCGAGAGCUUCAUGGUGCGGCGUGGGGACCGUUUCCUGGACGGCACGCGCUGUGUGCCGGGCGACCCUCAGGAGGACGGGGCCCUGAGCCUGUGUGUGUCGGGCAGCUGCAGGACGUUCGGCUGUGACGGCAGGAUGGACUCCGGGCAGGUGCGGGACAUGUGCCAGGUGUGCGGCGGGGACAACAGCACGUGCCGGCCGCAGAACGGCUCCUUCACGGCCGGAAGGGCCAGAGAGUACGUCACGUUCCUGACCGUCACCCCCAACCUGACUAGCAUCUACGUCGUCAACCGCAGGCCCCUCUUCACACACCUGGCAGUGAGGGUGCGUGGGCGCUACGCCGUGGCUGGAAACGGCAGCAUCUCCGCCAGCACCACCUACCCCUCCAUCCUGGAGGACAGCCGCGUGGAGUACAGGGUGAGCCUGAGUGAGGACCGGCUGCCCCGCCGGGAGGAGAUCCGCAUCCAGGGCCCCACCCGGGGUGACAUGGAGAUCCAGGUUUACAGGCGCUACGGCGAGGAGUACGGCAGCGCUGCCCGCCCGGACAUCACCUUCACCUACUUCCAGCCGGAGCAGCGGCAGGCCUGGGCGUGGGCCCCGGUGUGGGGGCCCUGCUCCGUGAGCUGCGGGGCAGGGCUGCGACAGGUGACCUACAGCUGUCGGGACCAGGCCAGGAGCGAGUGGGUGGAGGCUGCCCGCUGUGCGGGGAGCCGGCCCCCGGCGGCGUGGUCAGAGACCUGCGCCCCCGAGCCCUGCCCCCCGCACUGGGCGACUGGAGACUUCGGCCCCUGCAGCGCCUCGUGUGGGGGUGGCCUGCGGGAGCGGGAGGUGCGCUGCGUGGAGGUCUGGGGCGGCCUGCUGAGGACCGUGCCCCGCUCCCGGUGCAGAGCGCUGGCCCCGCAGCCGGCGGCCGUGGACACCUGCAAUUCCCAGCCCUGCCCCCAGAGGGAGGCAGACGCAUGCUCGUCAGCCUGUGGAGCAGACCUGGCCAUGCAGAACACGACGUGUAUGCUGGGGGCAGAUGGCACAGGGCUGCCGGCAACUGCUGGGCCCUGCUCCACAGAUGAGAACCCGCCUGCCCCGGAGCCCUGUGUCAAGGUGGCAUGUCCUCCCGGCUGGGACCAGCUGGAUGUCCGGUCCCCGGGGCGGGAGGCUGCGUCCCCAGCGGGCAGCCCCAGGCUGGAUGCGCUUGCCGCACACGUGUGGACGCCCCUGGCAGGGCCGUGCUCGGCCUCCUGCGGUCAAGGCCUGGCGGAGCUGCGUUUUGUGUGCAUGGACCCUGCCCUCAGGACGCCUGUCCGGGAAGAGCUGUGUGACCCGGCCAGCAAGCCUGGGAGCCGGCGGGAGGCCUGCCAGGCUGCCCCGUGCCCGGCCAGGUGGCGGUACAAGCUGGCGGCCUGCAGCCUGAGCUGUGGGGGAGGGGUGGCGCGGAGGAUCCUGCACUGUGCCCGGGCCCACGGGGAGGACGCGGACGAGGAGACCCUGCCGGAUACCCAGUGCCAGGGGCUGCCCCGCCCGGAGCCGCAGGAGGCCUGCAGCCCGGAGCCCUGCCCACCCAGGUGGGAAGUGACGUCCCUCGGCCCGUGCUCAGCCAGCUGUGGGCUUGGCACGGCCACACGCUCGGUGGCCUGUGUGCGGCUGGAGAGCGGCAAGGACACGGAGGUGGACGGGGCGGCCUGUGCAGGUCUGGUGCGGCCGCAGGCCAGCAUCCCUUGCGUCGUCGCUGACUGUGCUUACCGGUGGCACGUCAGCGCCUGGACGCAGUGCUCUGUCUCGUGUGGGGAGGGCAUCCAGCGUCGGCAUGACGCCUGCUUAGGACCCUGGGCCCGGGUGCCUGUGCCCGCAGACUUCUGCCAGCAGCUGCCCAAGCCGCUGACCGUGCGGGGCUGCUGGGCUGGGCCCUGCGCGGGGCAGGGGACGGCCAGCCCGGCACCCCACGAGGAAGCAGCCACUCAAGGUCAGACCACAGCUGCCACAGCUGCGUCCCCGGAGUGGCCCCAGCCCCAUGCCCACCUCCUCUCCCCAGCUCAAGGACGCCUGCCUGGGCCCCAGGAAAGCCCAGUGGAGACCAGUGUCUGUGGCCGGCAGCACCUUGAGCCAACAGGAGUCAUCGACAUGCGAGGCAUGGUGCGGGCGGACUGUGCGGUGGCCAUCGGGCGGCCCCUGGGUGAAGUGGUGACCCUCCGGGUCUUGCAGGGUUCUCUCAACUGCAGUGCUGGGGAGAUGCUGCUGCUUUGGGGCCGGCUCGUGUGGAGGAAGAUGUGCGGGAAGCCGGCUGGCAUGGCUUUCAGCUCCCAAGCCAACACGCUGCUGGUGAGGCAGCGUCUCGUGCAGGUUGGAGGCGGAGUGCUGCUGCGGUAUUCAAGCCAGCUUGCCCCGGGAGCCUUCCCCCGAGGAUGUGACACACAGCUCUUCGGACCCCGGGGUGAAAUCUCGAGCCCAUUGAUGAGUCCGGGUGGGAGGAACGUGGGGGGCUGUCGCAUCUUCAUCGACGUGGCCCCGCAGGCCCGGAUUGCCAUCCACGCCCUGACCGUGGACAGGGGCACCAGAGCCGAGGGAACUGAUGCAAGCUACAUCUUGAUCCGGGACAUCCACAGCCUGAGGACAACGGCAUUUCGUGGGCAGCAGACGCUCUACUGGGAGUCAGAGGGCAGCCAGGCAGAGAUGGAGUUUAGCCAGGGCUUCCUGGAAGCGCAGGCCAGCCUUCGGGGCCAGUACUGGACCCUCCACACGAGAGCUCCUUAG
Messenger RNA from Rangifer tarandus platyrhynchus (Svalbard reindeer), 4182 nucleotides. Lineage: Eukaryota; Metazoa; Chordata; Mammalia; Artiodactyla; Cervidae. The record is from the annotation of a GenBank genome assembly.